Messenger RNA from Ceratina calcarata, 747 nucleotides. RefSeq names its product transcription elongation factor 1 homolog. The coding region runs from base 88 to 336 and encodes 82 amino acids. Gene Ontology annotation, cellular component: transcription elongation factor complex. Gene Ontology annotation, molecular function: RNA polymerase II complex binding. The transcript is spliced from 2 exons. NCBI's taxonomy places the organism in Eukaryota, Metazoa, Arthropoda, Insecta, Hymenoptera, Apidae. Gene Ontology annotation, biological process: transcription elongation by RNA polymerase II. The record is from RefSeq and is a predicted model, not a curated record.
AUUGUAGAAGCUUGGCAGGCGGAUUUGUAGUUCGUGAAUGUAAAUUUUUUAAUAAAAAUCAGUGUAAUUUGAUACGAUCUCAACGUUAUGGGCCGGCGAAAAAGUAAACGGAAGCCACCGAGUAAAAAGAAAGCCAUUCAACCAUUAGAUACACAGUUCAAUUGCCCUUUUUGCAAUCAUGAGAAAUCAUGCGAGGUUAAGAUGGAUAAGUCAAGAAAUACUGCUAGAAUUACCUGCAGAGUCUGUUUAGAAGAUUUUCAGACUACUAUUAACUUGCUUUCAGAGCCUUUAGAUGUAUAUAACGAUUGGAUUGAUGCAUGCGAGAGUGCAAACUGAACAACUGAAAUUUAUUGUCAGAAGUAUCAGCAAAAAUUAAUGCUGAUAGUUUGAUGUUUCUCAAACAAUUAAACAUUUUUGUAUAGCAAAGAUAGCAUAGUUUGACAUUUGUUAUUAAAUUAUCAGCAAUUGCAUAUACUUUGACAUAAAUGAAUGGACAUGAGAAUUUAUUUUACUUGUAUUUUAAUGUUAUAUUAAGAUUUGACGUUUAUUUUGCUAUAUUAUACUAAGGCUUACUGCAUUAACUUUAAUAUUUACAUAGUUAUACACAUAUUUCUUAUACUUAUUGACUAAGUAUAUGUAUAUACAUGAAUUUAUCUUGAGUAUAAUAAGAAUACUAUGAUUUGUGUAAGUGGAACAUAAACACAUGACAUGUUUUUAUUUUGUAAAUUGUGAUACACAGUAUUGUAA